AAAAUGGUUUCAUUUCCGGCAGCGGCAACAGGGCGCAGAGCGCUUGCUGCCCCAUUAAUUUACAAAACUCACUUGUUAUUUGAUUUUAAUAGAUAAAUAGAAGAAUAUCACAAAACCUUCUGUGUUUAAAUAUCAACUUUCAAAAAUGGGGAAACCUGAGUUCAACAACUCCCGUGGCGGUGGUGGUUUCAGAGGCCGAGGGGGUGGAGGGGGCCGUGGAGGCUUUGGAGGCCGCGGCGGGGGAGGUGGAAGAGGAGGCUUCGGAGGAGGCGGGGGCAAGUUUGAAAAGAGAGGGGGCGGAGGCGGCAGGGGAUUUGGAGGCAGAGGAGGUGGAGGAGGUCGGGGUGGACGAGGUGGUCCUCCCAGACGUGGAGGAUUUCAAGGAGGCAAACAAGUUUUUGUUGAACCUCACAGACACAAUGGAGUGUUUGUCGCCAGAGGCAAAGAAGAUGCACUAGUUACAAAGAAUUUAGUCCCUGGAUCAGAAGUAUAUGGAGAAAAAAGAAUAUCAGUGGAGGAAAAUGGUGAAAAAAUUGAAUACAGAGUAUGGAAUCCCUUCAGAUCAAAGUUAGCUGCUGCUAUAAUGGGUGGAGUAGAUGGAAUACACAUUAUGCCAGGGAAACGCGUGCUAUAUUUAGGAGCAGCAAGUGGUACCACAGUUAGUCAUGUGUCUGAUAUUGUUGGGCCGGAAGGCUUAGUAUAUGCAGUAGAGUUCUCACACAGAUCUGGAAGAGAUCUAAUCAAUGUAGCCAAAAAGAGGACAAAUAUAAUUCCAAUAAUAGAAGAUGCCAGACAUCCGCUCAAAUAUAGAAUGCUAGUUGGCAUGGUCGAUGUCAUAUUUGCUGAUGUGGCACAACCUGAUCAGGCCAGAAUUGUUAGUCUCAACGCUCAACAUUUUUUGAAAAAUGGUGGACAUUUUGUUAUUUCUAUUAAGGCUUCCUGUAUAGAUUCAACGGCACAACCGGAAGCAGUAUUCGCGGCGGAAGUCAAACGACUCACAGCUGAAAAGUUAAAACCUCAAGAGCAACUUACGCUAGAACCGUACGAAAGAGACCACGCUGUCGUCACUGGAAUAUUUAGACCACCGCCGAAAGCAAAAUAAAACUAAAUAAAUACAUUAUGAAAUUUUAAGACAGGCGACCAUAAUGGUUAAUUGAAAAAUAUUAAGAAGUUUCAAUUUAUGACCAAUAUUAGUUAAGUGCCUAAUAUUUUUAAGUUAGGUUAAGUACUGAGAAGAUGAAUAAAUGAUGAGAAUGUAA
Molecule: messenger RNA, 1259 nt
Organism: Pieris napi
Lineage: Eukaryota; Metazoa; Arthropoda; Insecta; Lepidoptera; Pieridae
Gene: Fib
Product: rRNA 2'-O-methyltransferase fibrillarin
Exons: 8
Coding region: 146-1102 (318 amino acids)
Biological process (GO): box C/D sno(s)RNA 3'-end processing; rRNA methylation
Cellular component (GO): small-subunit processome; box C/D methylation guide snoRNP complex; nucleolus
Molecular function (GO): RNA binding; rRNA methyltransferase activity; histone H2AQ104 methyltransferase activity
Source: RefSeq, a predicted model, not a curated record